Molecule: messenger RNA, 573 nt
Organism: Rhinocladiella mackenziei CBS 650.93
Lineage: Eukaryota; Fungi; Ascomycota; Eurotiomycetes; Chaetothyriales; Herpotrichiellaceae
Exons: 1
Coding region: 1-573 (190 amino acids)
Source: RefSeq, a predicted model, not a curated record
AUGUCCUCCACCCCGCGCAGCAGCAAAAGCAACUCCGCCAACAGCGCCCUGAAACGUCUCACGCACGAACUACAAGACCUCCAAAACUCCCCCAACGAAGCAGUCCUGCACCUCGGCCCAGCCGAUGACGAGGACCUAUUCCAAUGGGAAGCUGUUCUCAAAGGGCCCCGCGACCCAUCCUCCCCUUACCACGGUGGCCUCUGGCUUCUCUCCAUCAUUGUACCGCCAAACUACCCAUUCGCACCACCCAAAGUUCAAUUCAUCACUCCCAUAUGCCAUCCAAAUGUACACUUCCAGACCGGCGAGAUUUGCCUGACGCUAUUGAGCGGCGAGCACUGGGCACCUAGUUACACGGUUAGUACGACCAUGGGGGCAAUCCAGCAGUUGCUGAGUAGUCCGGGGCUCGACAGCCCGUUGAACGUGGAUAUUGCGAAUCUCUACCGAGAGCAUGAUAUCAUUGGCGCGGAGGGACUAGUGAGGUUUUGGACUGGUGAGAAGAGGUGGGCGGGUGAAGGGAAAGCGGGUUGGAUUACUGAGAGGAGGCCUGGGACGGGUGGGAAAUUAGGUGGAUGA